Cyprinodon variegatus (sheepshead minnow) is the source of this 1189-nucleotide messenger RNA. RefSeq lists its product as uncharacterized. NCBI's taxonomy places the organism in Eukaryota, Metazoa, Chordata, Actinopteri, Cyprinodontiformes, Cyprinodontidae. The record is from RefSeq and is a predicted model, not a curated record. The coding region runs from base 79 to 840 and encodes 253 amino acids. The transcript has 4 exons.
GGGAUAUCCAUUUGUGAGAAGAAGAUCACCAGCCGUGGAUCAAAAAUUAAAAUAGAAUGGACAUGCAUCAAUCACCAUAUGGGAGUGUGGGAGUCCUGUCCUGAUGUCCGUGGAAUACCUGAGAACAACCUGGUAUCCUCAGCAGCCAUUAUUUUCACAGGAACAACACAGAAUGAAAUUGAAGAGUGGGCUGAUCUUCUAAACUUACAACUGCCAAAGAAAACAUCAUACUAUUCACUGCAGUCCACCUAUAUGAUACCUGUUAUUCAAGAAGCCUACACCGAGAUGCAAGAGGAGAUUUUGUCAGAACUCAGGGAAACUGAAGCUGCUGGUGGACACACAGAUAUCUGUGGUGAUGCAAGAUCUGAUUCCCCGGGUUACAGUGCCAAGUACACCUGUUACAGCUUUAUGGAAGAUGCAACAAAGAAAGUCAUCAUGUCAGAUCUAAUUCAGGUAACUGAGGCUACCAGUUCAACAGCAAUGGAGCCUGUUGGUUUCCGGAGGGGCCUGGAUCGUCUGCUGGACUCCGGCGUUGGUGUUAACGUGGUAACUACUGACCGGGCUCCAUCAAUACGGAAGAUCAUGAGGGAGUCCUAUCCUGAGCUUAGGCAUCAAUUUGACCCAUGGCAUGUUGCAAAAGGUAUAAAGAAGAAGGCAACUGCAUUGGCAAGGAAGAAAGAAAACCGGGACCUGCAGCCAUGGAUCAAGUCUCUGGGCAAUCACUUCUGGUGGUCGUGCAGUUCUUGUGGUGGCGAUGAGAAGGUGAUGCUCAUAGACAUGUUGUUAUGCAUAACGCAGUACUGUUUUUUCUUCAAUACAACUAGUUCUUUUCAUUCAUGAAUUUGCCAAGCUGUUUCAUAGUGAUGUUAUGCCUUGUAAAAGCCAACACGGCUCCAAAACAGAAAAGGAACACCACAACAAUGCAAUGUAACUUCAAGUUACUUACACUUCUGUGAUACCAGCCUGUCCAGUUCUGAAGCAACGCUCAUUGUGAAUCCAUUUUUCCUACUCUUGUAAAAAUUUCGCAAGCAAUGAUUAGAAAUUAGAGAUAAAAACGAAACCCUUAGAAGCUGAUGAUGAUCUAUACACGUUGAACAUUUGUUUCACACAAAAGCAUGUUCAGAUAUGAAUACUCUGUGUCUAAAAUGUACCUGAGAAAAUUGCUAAGCAGUGUCUAAUUGUCCUCAAA